CGCAGCGGGGACCCCCCGCCUGCCAGCCGGCCAGCCAGCCUGCGGAGACCCGGGUCCCGCGCCGGACCGGGGCUGGGGGCAGGCGGCCGGGGCGGACCUGGCGGCGCCCAGGGCGGCCCGGGCGUUGCGAUGAAGGCGCCGCGGCGCGCGUGAAGAGGAUGCGGCAGCAGGCGCCGCGGCGGGAGGAGGAGUAGGCGGUGGAGCCCCCGGGAGGGAGCCGCGCGCGGGCCAGACGGCUCCCGGAGGCUCCGCAGUGCCGCCGCCGUCGCCCCGGAGGCUCCGCGCGGAAGCCAUGUAACCCUGCGGCGGGCUCCGGGCUGCUCCGUCCUUCCCAGCUCCGGGCUAGCGCGCCAGCGGGGCCACGAUGAAGAAGCAGUUCAACCGCAUGCGCCAGCUGGCCAACCAGACGGUGGGCAGGGCCGAAAAGACCGAAGUUCUGAGCGAAGAUCUUCUUCAGGUGGAGAAGCGGCUGGAGCUGGUGAAGCAGGUGUCCCACAGCACGCACAAGAAGCUCACGGCAUGUCUGCAGGGCCAGCAAGGGGCCGAGGCCGACAAGCGCUCCAAAAAGCUGCCUUUGACAACACUGGCUCAGUGUUUGAUGGAAGGGUCCACCAUCCUGGGAGAUGACACGCUUCUCGGGAAGAUGCUGAAACUCUGUGGCGAGACGGAGGACAGGCUGGCUCAGGAGCUGAUUCAUUUCGAACUGCAAGUCGAGCGAGAUGUGAUCGAGCCCCUGUUCUUGCUGGCCGAGGUGGAAAUCCCAAAUAUCCAAAAACAGAGAAAACAUUUAGCAAAGCUGGUGCUGGACAUGGACUCUUCGCGAACGAGGUGGCAGCAGACGUCCAAGUCUUCAAGUCUGUCCAGCAGCUUACAGCCUGCGGGUGCCAAAGCCGAUGCCCUCAGGGAGGAGAUGGAGGAGGCAGCCAACAGAGUGGAGAUUUGCAGGGACCAGCUCUCGGCGGACAUGUACAGUUUUGUGGCCAAAGAAAUUGACUAUGCAAACUACUUUCAAACGCUCAUAGAAGUGCAAGCCGAGUACCACAGGAUCCUGACGCUCCUGCAGGCUGUGUUGCCUCAAAUAAAAGCACAACAGGAGGCCUGGGUGGAGAAGCCUUCCUUCGGGAAGCCCCUGGAGGAGCACCUCACGAUCAGCGGCCGGGAGAUCGCCUUCCCCAUCGAGGCGUGUGUGACGAUGCUGCUUGAAUGCGGGAUGCAGGAAGAGGGCCUCUUCCGAGUGGCCCCGUCGGCGUCCAAGCUGAAGAAGCUGAAGGCGGCGCUGGACUGCUGCGUGCUGGACGUGCAGGAGUACUCGGCAGACCCGCACGCCAUCGCAGGAGCUUUGAAAUCUUACCUCCGGGAGCUGCCAGAGCCUCUGAUGACCUUUGAACUCUAUGACGAGUGGAUCCAGGCUUCCAAUAUCCAGGAGCAGGACAAGAGGCUCCAAGCUCUGUGGAAUGCUUGUGAAAAAUUGCCCAGGGCCAAUCACAACAACAUCCGGUACUUGAUCAAAUUCUUAUCCAAGCUCUCAGAAUAUCAAGACAUCAACAAGAUGACGCCCAGUAACAUGGCCAUUGUGCUGGGGCCCAACCUGCUGUGGCCCCAGGCAGAAGGGAACAUCACCGAGAUGAUGACCACCGUGUCCCUGCAGAUCGUCGGCAUCGUGGAGCCCAUCAUCCAGCACGCGGACUGGUUCUUCCCCGGGGAGAUAGAGUUCAACAUCACGGGCAAUUAUGGGAGUCCGGUGCACGUGAACCACAAUGCCAACUACAGCUCGAUGCCCUCCCCAGACAUGGACCCCGCCGACCGGCGCCAGCCGGAACAGGCCCGCCGGCCCCUCAGCGUUGCCACGGAUAAUAUGAUGCUGGAGUUUUACAAAAAGGAUGGCAUGGGCGUGAGGGUCAUGGACACCUCGUGGGUGGCUCGAAGAGGCUCCUCGGCCGGCAGGAAGGCGUCCUGCGCCCCGCCCACCAUGCAGCCCCCCGCCCCGCCGCCGCCCGCCGAGCUCGCCGCCCCUCUGCCGUCACCCCUCCCGGAGCAGCCCCCCGACGGCCCCCCUGUGCCCGCGCUCUCUCCAUCGGGCCUGGGCCUCCUGCCUGGGGCUGAGCGGACCAGCACUUCCAAAAGCAAGGAACUUUCUCCAGGAUCUGGGCAGAAAGGAAGCCCAGGUUCCAGCCAGGGGACACCCAGUGCUGGGGCGCAGCCGGGCACCAGCCCCAGUCCCAGCCAGCCGCCCGCGGACCAGAGCCCUCACACCCUCCGGAAAGUUUCCAAGAAGCUGGCACCCAUUCCCCCCAAGGUCCCCUUUGGCCAGCCGGGGCCCCUGCCUGAGCAGCCCGCCGGCCAGCCGUCCCCACUGAGCCUGUCCCCGACGCCCCCCAGCACGCCGUCACCCUACGGACUGAGCUACCCCCAGGGGUACUCCCUGGCCUCGGGCCAGCUCUCCCCCGCGGCCGCGGCGCCGGCCCUGGCCUCCCCCUCCGGCUUCACGAGCACUUUGAGCAAAUCGCGGCCCACCCCGAAGCCGCGGCAAAGGCCCACGCUGCCGCCGCCCCAGCCUCCCAGCGCCAGCUUCGCGGCCUCCAGCCCGCAGUCCGCGGAGCAUCCUGCACUGGACGGCGUGGCCCCCGGAGAGAGCAUGUCCACAGAGCUCGUCCACUUUGACGUCCCCGCCAUCCACGUCGAGCUGGGGCCGCCGCUGCGCCCGGGUCCCCUGGAGCACGGACGGCGACACGCGGGGGCCGAGAAGAGGGACUCGGAGGAGGAAUCUGAGAGCACGGCCCUCUGACGGGCGCCGCGGGCUCCGGCCGUCACUGCCAAGGCCAGGUUGGGGUCUGCAGGUGGCAGUGGGGCCGAGGGCGUCCCUUCCCUCCGGGCAGUGACUCUGGCCUCUCGUCUGAUCUUUGCCUUUUGACUUUGUGCCUAUUUCGAUGCACUUCCAGCCUCCACGCCCAUUGGCGGCCCUCGCCACGCACGGGCCGGUGUGUCGGAAACGACCCGCACCGGUGGGGUGCGGAGGGGCCGGUGGCCCGCAGCCCGGGGCGCCCGCCUGCCCGCGCCGCCUGAGGGCAGAGGGGGGCCGGCCAGCGUGAACCAAAACCCUUGGGCGUGAAAGGAAACGGCUGAAAACAAGUUACGUCUCACUUCCCAACAGUCGAAAUGCUCCCCACCCUGGACGGACGCCCCUUUCCUCUCCCGUGUUUCUGACUUUAAAGGACGACCUGUGCGUCUGGAGGGCCCCAAGGGGGCUCCCCGGGCCCCCUUGCUGAGCGGGGGCCCUCCGUCACUGCACCCCCCCCGCCCCCGGGCGCCAGCCUCUCCCGGAGGUCCCCGUGAAUAGCAAUAAAGUUACCCGAAGCGCAGAGAGGGAGGCCGAACGGCCCUGGGUGCGGACAGCUCUGCUCACCCCGCACCUCGUGCCGUCCGCCCUGGGAGCCGUGGCCACGCAGGUGAAGGGAGCGGGAGCCGCGCCUCAUGCAUGCCAAGUCCAGCCUUCCAGGUCCAUCCCUCUACCAUAGACGUACCUACACAUGAUAUAAUAUUUGUAUAUAUGAAAUCUAUAUUUGUUUAAUUUGAACCACUCAGUCUCAACCACUGUACAGGUGUACAAUGAGAAAAAUUUAAACGCGUAGUUAUUUUUCCCACCA
Sus scrofa (pig) is the source of this 3644-nucleotide messenger RNA. It is a transcript of the gene ARHGAP44, whose product is annotated as Rho GTPase activating protein 44. The record is from RefSeq and is a predicted model, not a curated record. Gene Ontology annotation, molecular function: protein binding; GTPase activator activity. Gene Ontology annotation, biological process: regulation of actin cytoskeleton organization; positive regulation of GTPase activity; signal transduction. Gene Ontology annotation, cellular component: leading edge membrane; intracellular anatomical structure; dendritic spine. Lineage: Eukaryota; Metazoa; Chordata; Mammalia; Artiodactyla; Suidae.